AUGAAUACAUCUUCAUAUGACCAAGAAAUCAAAAAUAGAUACGUAAAUGUUGUGCCUUCAGCUAAAUCUUUACUUGAUACAACAGAAUUUUAUAACCAAGAAAAAAAUAGAUUAAGCAAUUAUACAGAUUCGCAAAUAUCUCCUCUUGUUAAUGAACAGGAUGAAGUGGGGAUGCAAUAUCUUAGUUCUAAUGCAGUAUUUGACUCAAAAGAGUACGAAAUACUAUCAUUGGAAGAAACGGAAAAAUUAAAAAAAGUAAAACAUCAUUUUUCAAUAAAUAAAUCUAAGAAUAGCAAGGAAAAACAUAUACUACUCAAUAGAAUAGAAACAGUGCGAAAAACAUUAGCUUUAGAGUCAAAACUCCGAGAAGCAGCACAAUCUUUAUCACGUCUUCAUUCUAACAGAGGAAAACGGAUAUCACGUCAAGUUGAAGACCAACUACUUAUUUCAAAUAGUAAAAUUGAAGAAGCAGCAGAAGAACUAUGGCGUCUUCAAAAGAAUGAACACGAAGUUUCUAUUCGACUAUUAAAACAUACAGCAGGAGUAUUAAGAUAUGCUUUAGAAAAACAUACAAUGAGCGGACAUAUUUCUAAUUUUCUUCAAGAAAAAAAACCUAUGGAUCUAUAUGAUUUUAAUGAACUUCAUUUUUAUAAAUCUAAUAAUGCAGAAUUCUCAGAAAACACAGAAUCUAGAAAAAAUAAAAUAAAUGAUAACAUAUCAUAUACUUUAAUCGAAAUUCAAAAACGUCUAACAAUAUCAAAUAACCAACUAAAAUCCUUUUUAUCAGGAGGAAAACAUGUCACUAAAUAUUCAGAAAACGAAUUACACUCUAAUUAUAGUUCAAUAGAUGUUUUAGAAAUUCUUUCAGAAUUAGAAGAUACUAUAUGUAACGUGCACCAGCAAUAUUUAGAACUUAAAGAAGCAUCUCUACUUCAAAUUGCUGAAUUCCAAAAAAAUUAUAAAUAUCUAUGGGACAAAACAGACAUCGAAGAAUGUCCAAUAAAAAGUUAUUCUAUAGAACAUGGCCAAUUCUCAAUAGAUACUUUAAUAUCUCGAGUGGAUUUGCUUACUUCAGAAUUAUCUAAAAGCAAAAAAAUGUACAAAGGUUUACUCGAAAAAGAAAAACUUCAAGAAGAAAACAAUCUAUCAGCUAUAAACUCAUUAAAAAUAGAAUAUGAAAAUAAAAUUAAUGAUUUGGAUAUGGAUCUUUCAAAAGCUAAAAAAACUAUUGGAGAACUUGUUGUACGCGAAUCAUCGAUAUCUUCUGAAUUAUAUGAUGCAAAUGAAAAAAUAUCUGAAUAUCAACAAACAAUAGAUACAUUAAAUGAGGAAAUAGAAAUAGCUAAACAUAAAAAAGAAGAUGACUAUAAAAAAUGGGCGGAUGAUCAAAAAAAUCUAAAAAAUACAAUAAAAGAUUAUGCCAAUCAAAUUAAGGAUAACGAAACUAAAUUACAGGAGCUUGACGAUACCUAUUCAGACCUUUUAAAAUCUCAUUCAGAUUCUUUAUUAGAUUUUCAAAAAAAAAUCAAGCAAAAAGAAUCAACAUUAGAACUAUUACAAAAUGAAAUUUCUAAACUACAAAACAUUAAUACUAUACUUGAAGAAAAAAUUCAAUUUCUUCAGUCUCAACAUAAAAAUGAACAAUUAGAAUAUGAAAAUAAAGCAAAUGAGACAAUAAAAAGCCUUGAAAAUGAUGUUAUUAAAUUAUCAACUGAAAUAACUAUAUUAAAAGCUGAAAUUGAUACUAUAUAUAACUCAAAACAACAAAAAGAAAAAACACCUAUAAUUAUACAACAAACUAAAGAAAAUGAUGCAUAUAUAGAAAAAUCAGAAAAAGAAAGCAAAGAAAUAGAAUUAAAAAACAAAUCUAUGAACGAAAAUAUAAAAAUAUCUGAAUCAUUAAAAGAAAUACAAGAAAAUAAAUUAAUAGAAAUGAUCGAUAAAAAUAGAAUAAUAUCUGAAAAAGAGAUUAACCUUGAAAAACGCUGUCAACUUCUUCAGUCAGAGCUUAAUGAGAUGUUAAAUGAUUUUGAACAGAUCACACGAAACAUGUUGGACUUCGAAUCAGAAAGAACCCGUCUUGAAAACACUAUUGAUACAUUAAAAGAAAAAUGCGAAGAACUCGAAGGCCAAUUAUCUGAUAAAAAAAUACAAUGGCUAGGGAAAGAAAAUCUAUCACCUGAAAAAUUGAACAUAAAAGAACAUGACGAAGCAAUGAGCAUUGAAUUACUAAGAAAAGAAUUUCGAAAAAUAGUACAUGAAAUAAGAGAAGAGCAUUCUAGGAAAAUGAAAGCAGAAUUGGAAGAGCGGCGCAAAAUUGAAAAUACGCUUCGUCAACUAAAAAAAGAUAUGGCACAAAACAAUCCUAUAUGA
Messenger RNA from Pneumocystis jirovecii RU7, 2373 nucleotides. RefSeq lists its product as uncharacterized. Lineage: Eukaryota; Fungi; Ascomycota; Pneumocystomycetes; Pneumocystales; Pneumocystaceae. The coding region runs from base 1 to 2373 and encodes 790 amino acids. The transcript has 2 exons. The record is from RefSeq and is a predicted model, not a curated record.